AGCAACUGCCGUCUCGUGGUCGUCCGCGCAAACGAGCGUUCUUUUUCGCCAGAUAAAGGAACAACAUGAUGGCGCCACUGUGCGUGGCAGCCGCGCGCUGGCAUGUUUCUGAAGGUUCGCCCGGUUUGUCAGCCGCUGCGAUGUCCAUUGGUUGCCCGCGACAGGGGGCGCAGCGUUGUUCCAGAUAGUGAACAGCCCCCCGGCACGGCAUUGCGACGGCCGCGCCGAACGAUAGCGGUGAGGAAACUAAAGCCCAUGGGCGCGACAGCGUCGGCGGCCACGCUGCUGGGCCGCGCCGAGCGAUGUCGGCGAUCAAGAGCGCGACGAGUGGCGCCCUGGCCCAUCAACGUGGUGGCGCGCCAUGUGCGCGCUGCCUUC
Messenger RNA from Amoebophrya sp. A120, 378 nucleotides. The record is from the annotation of a GenBank genome assembly. NCBI's taxonomy places the organism in Eukaryota, Dinophyceae, Syndiniales, Amoebophryaceae.